Molecule: messenger RNA, 1385 nt
Organism: Harmonia axyridis
Lineage: Eukaryota; Metazoa; Arthropoda; Insecta; Coleoptera; Coccinellidae
Product: sister chromatid cohesion protein DCC1
Exons: 3
Coding region: 130-1329 (399 amino acids)
Biological process (GO): maintenance of mitotic sister chromatid cohesion; mitotic sister chromatid cohesion
Cellular component (GO): nucleus; Ctf18 RFC-like complex; chromosome, centromeric region
Source: RefSeq, a predicted model, not a curated record
AUAAAAAGUAGGUUAGGAAUUCAAAUUGGAGGCAAUUCUCUAAUUCAAAUUAAAUAAUAUAUUUUCAAAUCAAAACGAAAGCUUUGAUAUAUUCAGUCGUAUGGAUUAAAUGGAAAUUGUUCUAAAAAAAUGAAUUCAGAUGAUAUUGAAAACGGAAAUGAUGAGCGUUGUUUCAAGGAAAUUGAUGAAGUUAUCACUUUAGCUAAACUGAAACAAGAUGAUCUUAUGCCUUGCGUCCAAACCAUAUAUUUCAACGAUAGUAAUUUGGACUGUGACAAUUUGAAACUUAUUCAACUUAAUGAUACUCUAUUGAAAGACAUUGAGGAAGGACAGACGUUAGUUUUCAAAGGUGAUAUACAUGAAAAUGUAGUUCUUUGUUCAAAGACUAAAACUUACGAUGUUUGUGAAACUGAGACCUCCAACAGUUUACUUUUGUUGAACGGCAUGAAAUUCAGUGAAAGUUGUAAAAAUUGUGAUGAAAGGACAAUUUCCAAAGCGAAAGUACAUGGAAUAUUUUAUGAAUAUUUAGAAGCAGUACCAGGCAAACCUUAUCUGGGCAAACUAGAGCAAUUGCUGAGUGAAUCUGAAUAUAAAGGACCGGAACAUGAGUAUAGUAUAGACCAAAGUAAACUAUUAACUUUCGAGGAAUUGGAUAAUGUUGUACAGUGUUCAAAAAAAGAAUUACAGGAUGCUCUUGAUAAAAUGGAUAUUAUUGUAAUGGAUAAUAAAAUAAGGUUGUUGGGAUUCGAGUAUCAUUUUAGGGUUUUAUCAUAUAUGUUGAAAUUAAUAGAUGAAAACUCAUGGAAUUUAGAUGAAAUAAAUUAUGAAGUUACCAUAAAUUCACUCAAAGAAAUAAUACCAGUUGAUGUUGUGAGGAGUCUCUUUGACAAAUACACAGAAGAAUCCAAAAUAGAAGAUGAUGAAGUAUUUUAUUCAUACAAAGAAAGGGACAUAUGCAUAUUUUUCGCAAAAGUUCUUCUGUCUCAAGCAGAAAAAUUCAAUUUUGAGGAUUUCUUCCAAGCUUGGGGCGAAUCUUUACCUGAGGGAAUGUAUCCAGAUGAAGAAAUGUUAUAUGGAAUCGCUAUAAUCGAUAGAAAAACAACGCCAAAUUGUAUUUGGGCAUUUCCAGAGAAUACACUACCUGAAAAUAUCAAUGAACGCUUUAAAAUUUUAUUUCAAACAAGAGAAAAGUGGACAGUUCCAGAAAUUACACCGUAUAUUAAAAAGUUAACAACUGAUAAACUUGAUGUGAAUGCUUUAUUAGCAAAGUAUGCCAGGGCUUCUACCCAUGAUGGAGUCAAAUAUUAUGGUGCUAAGCAUGUCAAAUGAAAAAAAAAUUUAAACACUGAUUUUACAAUUGUCACUAUAAUAAAUAAUUGGAUCUA